Fusarium musae is the source of this 669-nucleotide messenger RNA. RefSeq lists its product as uncharacterized. The transcript has 2 exons. The record is from RefSeq and is a predicted model, not a curated record. The coding region runs from base 1 to 669 and encodes 222 amino acids. Lineage: Eukaryota; Fungi; Ascomycota; Sordariomycetes; Hypocreales; Nectriaceae.
AUGAUUGCUUGGGUAUCGUUGCUCGUCACAGGCUCUCCUCAAUAUGCAAUACAGGACGACCUUGGAAUUGGAGAUGGAGUUGGUCCAACACUACAAUGGCUUCUCGCAUCAUCCUUCCUUGAGAUCCCAGACCCCGUUGUUGAAGAUCUCCUCCUCGAUCGCGAGAUAGCAAAUAUUCUAACUCGCUUGCGCGGCAUAUUUCACCAACCCAACGCCUUGAGUUCAAUAGGCACCGAACUUCACGAUCUUACAUGUUUCGUGGUUCACAAGCUUUUGCUCAUUCCACCACUCACGAACUCGCCUCAAUCGGAGUGUCUACGAUGCGCCAUAACACUCUACAUGCUCAUCAUACAUGGCACAACUUAUUAUACGCAUACGGAGCUGGCCAACAGGAUCAUUCAGCGUCUCAAGAGCCAGCUCCAGCCUCUAGCAGGCAAGACAGGCAGCGUCUUCUUCGGUUCCCUGCAGAUCUGGGUGCUCUCAGUCACAAUUGUCUCGGCUACGGAUCCAACAGAUAUACAAUGGCUCAUAUACGCCGCCAAAAUUGCAGCAAAUGCUAUGGGUUUGCAAUCUUGGGAUGAUGUUGCUGUCCAUUUACGGAAUAUUCUGUGGCUAGAGACGGAGCGCGCAGAAGUGUUCCGGCAACAGUGGGAAGCAAUUCUGACAUGA